AUGUGGCAGUUGCUUGCUGCGCUUGCUGCUCUGCUUCCAUUGGGACUGGCUGAAGAGGGAUGUGGCCCCGGGCCAUAUGCCCUGUCCCCACCCUUCGAUCAAAAACACUCCGAAGAUGUCUGCAAGACUUGUGUAUCAGCAAACUGCCGGUGGUGUCCAUUCAGCCAGAGCUGCGCGCAUCCAUCCUCCUGGUUCAGCGGUCGUGAUAGCUCCUGCAUGAACAAGAACGAUUUCAAGCCCGUGGAAUCCGGCAACGGCUGCGGUGCGCCACCCACGGAAUGGAUGACCCUCUUAGAGUCGAACUAUGGAAAGGGCCUGUCUGCCUCGGGUGCCAACGGUGAUUUGAUGCGCUGUUUGCAGGGCCGUGUGGAAAGAUGGCAGAUGUGGCCUGAUCCUGAUCCACGCGCCGUCGACUGGGGCGAUGGAGAGCUCUCUGACUUCUCUUGCGCCUCUGCACUCAUUCGUGAAGCGGUGGUGGCCAGUUUGAGCACUGGGAGCAGCUUUAUGAAUUUCAUGCUCAACAACAGUGCAGAGCAGCUUGUCAAAGCACGUGCGUUGUCGGAGGGAUGGGAGGCCACGGAGCGGGAGACCAACUUCUGCGCGGUGUACAAACAAUUCUUCCCGAAAGAAUACUGCGAGGUGAAGACGUAUGGGGAGUACGACUUUUCGCAGCUGCGGAAGGCAUAUUCCUCAUACGCAAGUCAAGGAGGGGAUGUUCCUUCGGACUAUUCCAAUGACCUGAAGGACUCGUUGCAAAGGGGGCCUUUGCGACCCUCUGACCUGAAGAAGGAGGCGUUGUUUCUGACGACCUGGGACUUCAAGUACAGUCUACUCAUGGGCUUCGAAGAAAAAUCCAACCUGGAGAAGAUGGUGAGAGGCGACAAGGAAGCUAUACCACUGAAGGAUCAUUUGAGAUCCAACCCGUAUUCGUUGCUGCAAAGGGUCUUCAGCUUGGUUCAGAUCAAGAUCCUGAAAAAAAAAGAUGUCUAUGUCCUAGUCUUGGCCAAUGAAAACCAUGGCCUCGAACGGAAGAUUAGCCCUGAGAAGGUGCCGGCCGAGGGGGUGGUGCAGCGCUAUGACUUGAAGGGAAAGUCACGGAAGCAGACCAAGAAGUCCAUCAAUCCCUACGUUGGGAUCAAUGGAGACUUUACCGAACAGCAGCAGAAUGAGCUGCGCCUGCGAAAUUGGCAGUGCAAAAAUUUCCUGAAAUAUUUGCAGCCGGACCUUUCCUGGCUGGAAAGUCACGAUCUCACCGAGUACAGCCUUUUCGUAGAGGUGGCAGGUAACUCCGUUGGCUGUUCAGGUUUACCAAAGGUGCCCCUUUGCAACGCUUGUCUGGAGGAUACCACCACCCUGGCCAUCGUCGAUUACUUUAAGGACAAGACUUGGACUUCCACAUCUCCGAAGAAAUUCUCCGCACAGAUGAUGGAGUUUGCCGGGCAAGUGUGCCUUACAGACAAGAAGGAGGGCAUGGAGUCGUGGCAAGUCUUUCUGAUCGUCUUCAGCGUCGCCGUGCUGUUGGUUGGUGGCGCGUUCCUUGGGUGGAAGUACGGCGCGGGCUUCAUGCGCUCGGACCGUCCCCAUGAGUUGAGGGACGCCCCGCAAUCGAUGGAGAUGACGCAGCAGAAUCUGCACCAACAGGGGACCCAAGGGCCACCAGCUGGAUGGAACCAGGGCUGGAACCAGGGCUAUCAAGGAGCACCACCUGGCUACUAUAAUCAGGGUGCACCGCAGAAUUUCGCAUAG
This is a messenger RNA of Cladocopium goreaui, 1746 nucleotides long. The record is from the annotation of a GenBank genome assembly. NCBI's taxonomy places the organism in Eukaryota, Dinophyceae, Suessiales, Symbiodiniaceae.